Molecule: messenger RNA, 9097 nt
Organism: Stegodyphus dumicola
Lineage: Eukaryota; Metazoa; Arthropoda; Arachnida; Araneae; Eresidae
Gene: Hira
Product: histone cell cycle regulator-like protein
Biological process (GO): regulation of DNA-templated transcription; DNA-templated transcription; chromatin remodeling
Cellular component (GO): nucleus; HIR complex; chromatin
Molecular function (GO): nucleosome binding; protein binding
Source: RefSeq, a predicted model, not a curated record
AUGCCUAUAGGAAAUCCUGAACCUUAUAUGCAGAUACUUGCAGGAUCAUUGGAUACAGGUUACAACGACAAUGAUGGAAAGAGUCAAGUUGGAAAGAGGCUGUCCCCAGGGUUCCUGCUUGGGAUCUACGCUUUGGAAUCUUGUAAGGAACACAGCCUUGCUAUGACCAACAGCAAGGAGUGGGUACCCAGGAUCCCACCAGAUGACAAACCCAAACUGAUCUGGAUUCCAGCUCAUGUGGGUGUUACUGGCUGUGAAGUGGUGGACUUCUUUGCGAAAUCUGCAGCCAAUGACUCCAGUAUAUCAGUAAACCCAAGAUUCAAUCCUAAUAUCCUGUGUAAAAUCAGCAAAGAUUCCGAAAAAGUAGAACACUUUUGUUGCUGUGCUAUUGGUAGUAGAGAUCGAUCUUUAUCAGUUUGGUUGACAUACUUGAAAAGGCCUCUGGUUGUCGUCCAUGACCUCUUCUCAAAUUCAGUUUUAGAUAUAUCGUGGAGUCAAAAUGGAAAGCAAUUAAUUGUGUGUUCUUGGGAUGGAACAGUAGCAUAUAUUGGAUUCGGUGAUGAAGAAAUUGGUAAACCAGCAACAGCUGAGGAGAAGAAUCAUUUACACCAGAGCUUAUAUGGCAAAAGUAUGGCCAUGACAAAUCAUACAGCUUCUUCAGCUUUAACAGUGGUUGAAAAUCCAGAAAUUUUAAAAUUGCAAGAAGAAAUAAAAAUCAAAGAGGAAGAAGAAUCCAAAGACAUAUCCCAGAACUGUGCUUCUCCACUGAUGCCAGUUUUGAGUGAAAUUGGCAUUCCAAAACUUGAGCCACAAACAUCUUCGAAUUCUCAGUGUAGCAGACCGUUACCUCAUAUAAAAGGUCCGACAGAUAAACAAAUUGAAACACGAUUAGCAGAUGGGAGAAGAAGGAUAACGCCAUUAUUUAUUCCACCUCCUCCUGAUAUUGGAGAAGUGCCUACUCCUUUUAAUGCACGAGCCCCACCUACUUUCAGUUCUUCCUCAGAAAGUAAAAGUAAAAUAGUUAUUGAAAAGCGUGAUGAAUCAUGUGAAGCUUCUAGUCAACAUUCUACAGCUAAAAAUGAAAAUUCAUCUGCUGUCAUCAAUUCAUUUCCAGCAACUUUAACUACAUCUAUUACUACUACUACAUGUUCACCUGCAUCUGUAGUUACAAGUAACAGUAUUGUUACAAAUAACAUUAAUGGUGUCAGUGUAUGUGCUACAUCUAUUAAAACUUCAGUCAUAUCAAGUACUUCAAACUGCAUACCUGUGACAUCGAAUGUAACAUUAGUUAAGCCCAUUACUAAUGCAUCUGUCAAUAUACCAUCUGAGCGUAAAGUAAUACAGGAAGAGCCUACAAACAAACCAGAAAUCGUAACGCCUGUUCAAAAUGAACAAAUAUCUGAGAAACCCAAAGAAAUUCCUUCCAGCACUCCUGUUACUAAAACAAAAGAAACAUCUUUGCCAUCAAAAAGUACAACAUCUGAUGUGGUAGCAGUUUCUUCUUCGCAGAAGAGAAAAGCUGAAGCACAGCCUGUUGUUCGAACUGAAAAGAAAAAACCUGGUCGUCCACCUGGUUCUGGUUCACAAUCACAACAAGCUGCCAAAUCUGCUCCUGAAAAAGUUUCAGCUGCACCAGAGAAAGUUGUUCCUGAAAAGUCAACUCACUUGAGUUCUGCAUUACACUUACCAUCACUGAAAGUUGAUAAGACAUCUAAUGUUUUGAUAUACCAUGAUAAGAAUAGUGGGUCUCCAGUCUAUCUAGAAAUUGAGAAUAAUAUUUCAGUAGGAUCUGGUGUUGUAAUACAUAGGCUGAAGUGCUUAUUUGGUACAACACUAAAAUGGGAAAUUGCUUUAAAUAAUAAAGGUGCAGCAGUUGCAGGCAGCAUGUUGUUGUGUUGUGUUGUGUGUGAUGACAAUACUUUAUCUGUAUUUUCCAAUAAUGGACGUCGUUUAUAUCCUCCUAUUGUUUUAACAUCAUCUGUUACUCGGUUAUCUUGUAGUGAUCAAUAUGUUAUGGUAAUAACAUCAAAAGGCUACUUGUCAGUUUGGGAUUGCUCAAAAAUAAAAUGUUUAAUACAGAAUGAAUCUUUGUUACCUAUAAUGCAAGAAGAUACAACUGGAGAUCUUUCUGUACGAGGCACUGGCCUUAGUGACAAUGGUAUCCCAAUGGUUAGCUUGUCAAAUGGAAAAUCUUAUGUAUUUAGUGCAGAUAUGAAAGCCUGGUUAUUGGUGAGUAAUGCAAAUAAUGCUCUUCAACUGUGCUCAGAUCACCAGCUAAGAUUUUCUCCUCAAGAUCUUUCUAAUGGGACAAUACUUCCCCUUGCUGCUCUUCAAGGCCAAACCCAGAGUAAAGCCAUGCGUUUAGCGAGAGGCAUUCUUAAUAGCGACCCAAAUGUGAGACAGAUUGGAACAUUAAGUCAUUUAGAUUGUCAGUUAGCAGCUGCAUUGAGUUUGCACUCCAGUAAAGAAUACAAAUUUUGGUUACUUUCUCUAGUCAGAUAUUUAGUACAAGAAGGUUUAGAAGCAAGAUUGCGUGAUCUUUGUGAUAGUCUUCUUGGACCUGUUGUGAAAACAGCCAAAAGCUCUGAAUGGCAGCCAAAUAUAAUGGAAUUACAAAAGAGAGACCUUUUAAAAGAUGUUUUACUCAUUGUUGGAUCCAACCUCCGAUUUCAGAGGCUGUUUGUUGAAUAUAGGGAUCAAUUAGAAAAUACGAAAACAUAAAUGAAGUAUAAAUUCUAUAUGUAAAGCAAGAAAUGAAAACUUGAACCUGUGGGAUAUCAAUACUGCCAUCAUUUUAAAGACCACAGAAGUGCUCAAAUUGUAUUCUAAUAAUAGCUUACUCUUUGUGAAUGAAAUAAACUAUGUGAUGUCUGUUAUUUGUGAAUUUCAACUACAUUAUGUGCAUAACUGAUCAAGGACUAUCCCAUGAGCUAAGCUGUAUUUCGUUCUAUUUUAAUAAAAGUGUUUAAAGUAAAGAAAAAUUAUUAAAAUUAAUUUAUUAGGAUUAUAUUAAUAAAUACAAAUUUUCAUAAUUUCCUUCCCUUUUUUUCUGAUAUUUUUCAGGGCAUAAUUCUGGUCAAGAAGUAAUUCAGUAAAAAUUUAUUUUUAAUAUUUUGUUUUUAAAUAUUAAAUUUUUGACCAGAGUUUAAAAAAUUAGAAAGUAUUAUUAAUGAUGUUAUUUGAAUUUUUAAAUAGUUAUUCUUUUGCACAAUCAUUUUUCUGUUUUUUUAAAGAAUUUACCAAGAGUUGGUUGUAUUAAAUGUCUCUUAUUGUACAAUGAAUAAAAUGUAAUAAAAAUGAUUUAAAGGGAAAAAGAAAGUGAUUUAGAGUGAAAAAAGUGAUAAAUCUUAUCUACUGCAGCUUGUAAAUGAUGGUUGUUUAAAUCUGUUCAUUACUGAAGCUUGAUAAUUUAAACAAAUUUAUGUUAAGUGUGAAGUUUUACAUUCCAUUUUACUCAUUAUUAUUUUAGUUAAAACCAUUUAUGUUCUUUUGUUAUAUUUUCCAUAUUUCGUCUGAUUUUAUCAUGCUUCAAUUUAUUGCGUAAUCACUCUUUUUUUGUUAAACUAAAAAUACACCUAAGAAAUUUGACAUUGUUUUUCAACUUUUCUGCAAGAGAUUUAAUUGCAUGAAAAACAAAUCAAUAAUCCAUUUUUUUUUGUGCCAAAUACAUAGAAAUAGUUUAUCUUUUGCAUUCUAAAGUUGUUAAUUUUUAACUGAUGAAGAAAAGAAAAAGGUUUUAGCUCAUGGAAAAAAAUGAUAGUGAAUUGCAAGUGAUAUAAUAAUGUACUUGAUUAAAUAAUUAUGAAAUGUGUUUUCUUGUAAAUAGUAGUUCAUAAUUUUAUUAGAAUUUUACUUUGUGUUUAUAACAUACAUUUUCAUCAUUAAACUAUAUUGUGAUUAUAAUUUUCCAUGAAAAAGUGAUACUUUGUAAAUAGCCAUUGACAGUAUGAAAGUGCAUUAUCAUCAUUUGUCUCUUUUAAAGAACUAUGACAAAGAUAUAAGCAAAUUUAAGUAAUUGUCAUUAUUUUCUACUGCAUUCAGAUUGUUGUAUAGUGAAUGUUAGAAUAAUAAAUUCCUAAAUGUCAGUAAUUUUUGUAAUCUUUAUUUGUUAUUUUUUCAGUUAGAAAUAUUCUUUGAUUUGUUGAAAAAUUGUAUAUAAUGCCUUCGAAUUUACAUUCAUGGAUCAAAAUUAUUUAAUAAGAUGCAUAAUUUAUAGUAGUUUUUAUACAAAAGAAAUAACUACGCAGUCCUGCAGUCCUAACCAUUCUCAGUUCUUGAGUAGUGUUCAUUGUAUUGUUUGCUAAAUAAAAAUACACUAUAUUUUAGUAGCAUUUUUAAUUAUAAAUUUUUAUUUUGCAUGUUUUGAAAUUUCAUGAAAUAUGUAAAAGACUUCUGUGACAUAUCGUAUACUGUUAUUACAGUGCACUUUAAUUUUUAAGCUCUGUUGUAUUCAUCAUCAAGUGCAAAUGAAAUUAACAGAAUCCUUCAAAACACAGUAUUUUAGUCAAAACAAUAGCACUUUUGAGAGAACAGUUUUUCUCGGGUAUUAAUUAUGAAAAUAUAGUGUUAGCCGGGCUAAGAAUGGUCCUGGGAGGUUUAGAAAUAGGAAAUGCAAUAAGUUACCUUUUUUUUUUUUUUUUUUUUUUAAUCUUCGAAAAAGUUUAAAGACAAAAUUGCCUUUUUCCUUAUAAAAAUUUCACUACUACUUGUACCUGUGAAGGUAAGUCCCUAGUUUUCAUUCCUCAAAGGUUAUACAGUGUGAUUCUUUUAGAACUGACCUAUUUCAUUGGGCUAUAGUUUUUGUUAAAAAGUAUCCGAUUUUAAUGCAGUUUGUGGCAAAAGAUUCAAGAAGCACAGAAAUUUAGUGGUCCAUCCCGUUUUUUGAUGUGGAAUGCCGAAAAAAAGAAACAAGAAAUAACAAAAACUGCAGAAUGCUAUACAAGGAGGGAUGGCUUGGGCCUUUAAAACAUUGUUAAAAACUAAAAACUCUGAUUGUUGCAUACCAAGCAUGACAAGUAAAUAUUAUAAAUUAAAUAUUAUUUAUAAUCACUUACCCUACAGUAGGUGUUGAAAAUGACCACCCUCCUGGCAUAGGGAUAACCGAAUUCGCCACUCCAUGUUGGCUGCAACACUCCACAAUGUGCUGCAGUGAUGUUUGCUAUUUUCCUAGAAAUGUUGCCCUUUAAUUCAUCCAGUGUCCGUAGUUUAUCAUGAUAGACACAACCCUUCAGAAAACCCUGUAAGAAAAAAUCUGGUGACCGAGGAGGCCACAAACUUUUGGAAAUAAUGCAGUCCCCGGAGAAACUCCUGAUCAAAUCUGUACUUUGUUUUGACGUAUGGCAUGUUACACCAUCAUUCUGGCAAUACCCCUCAGUCAGUUCGGCGUCAUCAAGCUGCUCUACAAAUUCAUUAAAAACGUGCAUGUAGUGUUCGCUGCCUCGAACUUUAUUGGGUAAAAGAAAAUGACAAAAGUAGCAAUAUUUUAAAUACAGUGUGAAUUGUGAUUUUGGAACCACAAUAAGUGCAACGAGCAUGGAAAACGGAAUAUUUUAGUAUUUAACAGUUUCAAGAAUUAUUCAAAUAAGGUAUGGUUAGCUGCAAAACAUACAAUGAUGAUGACGAUGGAAUGAUUUUGUUACCUGGCAUACCAGUAUACUUCCGUAACAGCUAUGUUUCUGAAACCACUCAUCUUAUUAUAAAAAUUUUUAUAUUUGUUAUGAACAUAUUUAUUAAAAUAUGCAAAAAAAAAAAAUUUAAAUUAUUUACAUCAUCACAGUUGUUAAUAUAUAACAAGAGAGUAUCUGAAAAAUAAUUUUAUAAUUCUAUGCCAUUAAGUUUCAAUAUUUUCUUCUUAUUUAGUAGUCUUCGCAUUAAAAUUUUAUGCAUAUGAAUAAAUUAUUUAGUUUUAAAUGAGGUAUUAAAAUACAUUUAAGAUGUAACACUGUACUAUUUAAAUCUGAAUGCAGCAGUAGAAUUGGCAUGAAUAUAUUAAAGAUUCAUUCUGUAUAGGAGUGAAAAAAAAUUGUGAAUAAUGAGGUUCCUAUUUCACAUAUUUGUCUCGAUGAAUUCAAUGUCUAAAAUAUGUUGUAGGUAGUUUUAUGUACUUUACCUCUGUAUUUGUUUAAAGCAAAGUUCUUUUAGUGUACAGAAGUGAGAAAAUUUUAUGUUUUUCUGUUAUGUAAUUAAGGUUUCUUUUUAAAUUCAUAAUUGAUUUUGCAGUUAAUAAAGUUUACUAUUUUAACAAGUUAUUUUCACUUAAUGCUUCUUCCUGUUUAUUUUCCCCCAUAUAGUGCUAAUAACUAAGAAUAUGUAAUAUGCAUAAAAUGUAGUUCAUUUUAUGUGCUUUUCAUUCUUAAAAACAAAUUUUAAGUAUUAUUUAAUUUUUUUUUUCCUAAAAGUUGAAAUGAGGGGAAUAUUAUGUAAGUAAUUUAGUUGCCUGAAACAAUAUUAAAUAUUUAAAAUUGGGUAAAAACAGAUGUCUUAGUUUGCUGCAGAUUUGGAAUAAAACUCUGCUGAUUUUCAGGGAAACUAGAAACAAGUCCUUUAUCUUGUGGAGCAAAAGAUUGCUUUGCAAAAAUUGGACCUUGAUGGAUGGCACUAUGUUUAUUUUUGUUAUCCUCUGCCCAUAACUUUCAAUAUAAAAUAGUUAUGUAGCUUACAUAUUUUUAAAAAUAUCUUUGUUUCCGAAGAAGGCGUAUUAUGUCUGAUUGCCCUUGAAAUUGAUAGAGUUUUAUUCAAAAUGUGUGCCAAACUAAAAUUGUUUCUUUGCCCAAUUUUACAUUGGUGUGUUUCUCUUUUAUUUUGUUUUAAUAUUUAAUUUAGGGAGAAAUUUUGAAAAAUUUUUUGUCCUCCCAAUUCUCCAUACCAAAAAAUAAUGUGUUAUAAUUUGAAUAUUUGUAAUUUCUGAUAAUUUUAAAGUCAGUAUAUCGCACAUUUUAAUUCAGUAUUUUAAUUCUUUGUAAUUAAGUUUUUUUUUUUUCAAAUUUUGCGUAAACAUUAAUUUUUUGUACAUUAUUGUGUUUGUCAAAUUUGAAUUUACUUGUGAAGAGUGAUAUUUUAAAUGUAAACUUUUUGUUUUGUGUUGCACAAAUCUUGUUACCCUUUAUAAUUUCUUGCUUUAUGUUGUUUUUUCUCUGAAAAAUUUAUGAGUUUUGUAAAAAAAGAAUGAUUUUAUCAAUGCCGAUUAAUUCUGAUUUAAUGCUAAGUACAUUCGUAAUUAAUAACCAUACACAUGGAAAGGAGUUUAAACAAUUUUUCCAUUACCUUUAUGCGAAUUAAUUUUUUUAUCAUUUGUUGCAUAAGAAUUAUUAGAGAAGCAGCUAUUUAUAAGUAAUUGUAAAACAAAUAUAAUUCAUAAAACAAGUUCAAGUGGAAAACAAGAUUGAAUGAUAUAUAAAAUAGUUAUCCAGUUUUAAUGUGUUUUUAAAUUAAUGCAAUGGAAAUUGAAAUUUCAUGCCUAAAUAUUAAAAAAUUAAUGCAUGUAAGAGGAUUAUAAAAUACUGCUUUAAAAGAAAAUUUUCUUUGCCAAAUGCAUUUUCUGUGGUAUUCUUUGUAUAAUACUUUUUUAAUACACUAGUGAGUAUUAAUGUAUUUCUUCAGUUUUGAAAAUUUUUAUUAGUAACUCAGCCAGGUAAAAAAAAAUAAAGAAUGGUGUAAUGAUUUAAGUAUCAAAGCAUAAUCAAUAAUUACAUAAUUUUUUUAUCAUUUUGUUUUUGCUUAUGAAGUUAGAAAUUUUGCCUAUAUUUUUAGCUCAAUUUUUAAAUUUAGUAUAUGGGAUUAUUCUUUUAACGAAAAAUCUGCUUAAAAUUGCACAAUAACGAAGAAACAGUAGGUCCAGAAAAACUUGUAAUACCCUUAUUAAUCAUCAUUGUUUUUUAGAGUCACAAACUUGUUUUUCUCUUCUUGUAAACCAAAGCAUGUUUAUAUUAAACAAUUCAUAUGUGUGUAUUAUAUCUAACAUUGUGUAUGUAUUCUUAUUUAAAUGUUCUGUGAAGUAGUAUAUAUGUGUCUGUCUUGUGCAUGUAUUUAUGUAUGUAAUUUUGUAUUUUAAAACAUUGUAAAUUAGUAUAUUUUUGGAGGCACAAAAUUUAAAUGUAUAAAAACAUUUUGCCUCUAUUGCAGCAGUGAAAUGAUUAAUAUAAUUAUUGAACUUAGUGCCAUGUAAUUAUUUGUAUUAGGCUUUAUUCAUAAAGAACAUGCUAUUGUAUUACAGUUAUCUCUUGUUUUGCUAUUUAAUGGAAUUAUCCUGUUUCUUUCAUAGCAUGUGGUUAUAUCACAAAGUGUUUUCAAGUUUUAUCAAGACAAUUUUCUUAAAGAGAGAACGUCUUCAUAUUUAUAUAUUUCUCCCUCUGAUUUUAACAAAGAAAAUUUUUAAAUGAAAAUAGGAACACAAAAUUUGCAGUACUUUGAGAAAUAAGAUUUUACUUCUUUUUAAGGAAAAGAGCUAAGUUCCAUCUCUUCAAAAUUUGAAAAGAAAGGAUAUCAAAUAUCCUUGGAAUAUUUUGUGAUGUGUGAAGAAAACAGAUUCAACAGCUUUCCACAUCCGGUCUCCUUAGCAUGAUAUUUUGAGCAUUUUAAAUGUCAAACAGAAAAGAAAUAGUUCAAAUACUCUUUGAAAUGAAAUCUGCUUACCACUGACGUGGAAUUUAACCUCAUAUCAGUAUCAUACAUUACAUUAUAUUCUCUGUCAUAAAAGCUGAAGUACUGAAAUUGAUGUUUUUAAACUUGUUACUAAUUUUUAAUCUUUCUAAUUUUCUGAUCUUUAUUGCCAUAGUUCAUUUGUUGAUAUCAAAAGUGUUUUCUGUAAAAUUUGGUAUUCAUAAUAUGUUAUUAGAAGAUGGAAUUGUAUAGGAUAUGCUGUGAGCAUUAAAAAUUAAAAAAAAAAAAAAACUUUUAUCCUAGUACUGAAGAGAAAAAAUAAUAUAUAAUUCCGUUAAGAUUUUCAAGCAUAUUUCUAAUAGGAGACUCUCUCACAUUUGGAUUAAUUACAUUAAUUUAUUUAAAUUUUGUGUGAUGAAGCUUGUUGUAUGAAAAAACCAUUUUAACAGUAAAUGCAAAUAAAUAUUUUAGUUAUUAUUCAGCUGCUGCUGUAUUAUGA